AUGGCUUUCGAAUGGAAGGCUGCCGGUCUCACUUACAACCGAUAUCUCGCCGUUGCCGCCAGAGUCGUCCGCAGAUCGUUGAAAGAAGGACCUAGACUUCAGGCUGAGAAAAGAGGAGAGAUGGACUUGAGAUUCGCAAAGUGGCAGAACGGCAAACAAGGCGAAAAUCAGAGUCUGAGUGCUGCGAAUGCGGGUGCUAUGGCUGAACAUGCUACUGGGGAGGCAAAAUAG
Messenger RNA from Fonsecaea pedrosoi CBS 271.37, 231 nucleotides. RefSeq lists its product as uncharacterized. The record is from RefSeq and is a predicted model, not a curated record. Gene Ontology annotation, cellular component: mitochondrial inner membrane. The transcript is spliced from 3 exons. Gene Ontology annotation, molecular function: proton-transporting ATP synthase activity, rotational mechanism. Lineage: Eukaryota; Fungi; Ascomycota; Eurotiomycetes; Chaetothyriales; Herpotrichiellaceae. The coding region runs from base 1 to 231 and encodes 76 amino acids. Gene Ontology annotation, biological process: proton motive force-driven mitochondrial ATP synthesis.